GAGAUCGGCAGCAGCAGUCCCAAGCAGUGCAGGUGAGAGGAGGGGAAAAAAGCAGGAGGAGGCGCAUGUGGAGGAGAGAGAGAGAGACACACACACAGGGAGAGAGAGAGAAUGCGGGACUCUUGGAAAAAGACGCAUCUACUACACUCGGUCCGUCACCGAGACAUCCAUCCCGAACACAGGCUGCAUGGGAUUACGCUGGAUCGACGACGAUGCUGAGGAUGUUGGAAUCUCCACUCUAACCCCACCGAGAGAGGCUCUAAUUUGUUUUUGUUUGAUGAGGGGAAAAAUAAGAAAUAUCAGGAGAAACUCGCUCUGAAAAGCACUCUUGUCUCCUUCGCAACUUGCGUGAAGGAAUUAUUCGGCUUGGCACGUUGCUCCACUGCGGGGAAGAGGGGAAAAAUAGGAAAACGCAGCCAAUUCUGAAGGUAAGAUCCAAGCAGCAGCACCCCAAAGACUUUUUUUAAUAUUUCUUUUUUUUUUUUACCCAAACUGACUUUCAUUCCUUAUUCUGGGGAUGCGAGUUCAUUCUCAUCGGCGUCCGGAGAGCUGAGCAGUGUGUUUUGCUUCUUUUGUGUGGUGCUGCAUUGCAGUUUCUAACUGUGAGAAAGCCGCUGUCCCAAAUGUGACUGGAAUAAAAACAAUUUAAAAAUAAUUUACAAAUGGCAUUGUGAGCUGAUAACCAUCUUGACAGCGGAACAGCUCUCCGAUUUCCGGGAAAUAAAGAAGGAGUGAAGUGAUUUAAUCAAACGCUGGUGAAUUAGUUUACUUUUUUUUCGCAGCAGGAUGGGCUUUUUGACAUGUUUGUGGCGUGAACAGCCCGGCAAGACCUUAUUAUUAUAGAAGUUGGGGGGGAGCACCGCAGAGUACAGGAGGAGAAUAAAAAAAGGAAAAGGAAUCCGCACCGCUUAAGUGAACUAUACGGUGAGAGUGCGGGAGCAGUUUCCCCGGACCUCAGGCGUCAGUCCGCAGAGAGCGAUAGAGAAGAAGGUAAGAAACGGAUAAAUCAAACACCCACACUGUGAGCCGCACCGGACCACAAAGCACCAAUAAAGAGGAGAGGAGCCGCGGCUCGGAGGCAGACAGCGGAGAAGGAGCGAGAGAGAGAGGAAGAAGAAGGAGCCAUGCAGAGGCUUGGCGCAGUGCACUCCGCGGCGCAGGCUCUCAGCCUCGUGGUCCUUGCGCUGCAGCUGCUGACUCAGCUGCCGGGCGCCGAAUCAGCCCUCCGCUACCGGGUGGCGGAGGAGGGCCCGCCUGACGUCAAGAUCGGCAACGUGGCCGCCGACCUUGGCCUCACUGCGGGCACGGGCAGCGGAGACGUCACCUUCGCCCUGGAGAGCGGCUCAGAGUUCUUCAAGAUUGACAACGUGACAGGUGAACUGACGACGGGUGCGCGGCGCAUCGACCGGGAGAAGCUCCAGCAGUGCCAGAUGAUAUUUGACGAGAACGAGUGCUUCUUGGACUUCGAGGUGUCAGUGAUUGGCCCCCUGCAGAGCUGGGUGGACCUGUUUGAGGGCCGCGUGGUCAUAACUGACAUCAAUGACAACACACCUUCCUUCCCCUCACCUGUGCUCCAGCUCUCGGUGGAGGAGAAUCGUCCAAUAGGAACCCUUUACCUGCUGCCCACAGCAACGGACAGGGAUUUUGGACGGAAUGGCAUCGACCGCUACGAGCUGAUUCAAGAUGGCACGACUGGGCCGAGUUCCACGAGACGCACGGCAGCAGGGAACCCCAUCGCUAGAGUGGAGGGGCUCGGGGACCGGAGGGGUAGAAGUGGCGAUAGUGGAGGAGGACCCAGGAGCACUGUGUUUGAACUGCAAGUUGCAGAUAUACCAGAUGGCGAAAAACAGCCGCAGCUCAUUGUGAAAGGCACAUUGGAUCGCGAGCUAAAGGACUCGUACGAACUGGUCCUCAGGGUUCGAGACGGAGGGAACCCACCACGUUCCUCCCAAGCCCUGCUUCGCGUUUCCAUCACUGAUGUGAACGACAACAGCCCGCAGUUUGAGAGGUCCACGUACGAGGCAGAAAUGGCAGAAAAUGCCCCUCCAGGUACACCCGUCCUCCAGGUCAGAGCUUCCGACCGCGACAUUGGAGUCAACGGGCAGGUGGAGUACGUCUUCGGAGCGGCCACCGAAUCCGUCCGGCGACUCCUGCGCCUGGACGAGUCCACUGGAUGGCUGAGCGUCCUCCACAGGAUCGACAGGGAAGACGUGGCGCAACUGAGGUUCACAGUGACGGCAAGAGACCGGGGUCAGCCACCCCGCACCGACCGCACCACUGUGAUUUUGGCCGUCCGGGAUGAAAACGACAACGUGCCCGUCGUGGAGAUCCGAAAGAUCGGACGGAUCCCGGUCCGAGAUGGUGCAGCGUUGGUGCCGGAAAACGUCCUGGUGGACACCCCCGUGGCUCUGGUUCAGGUGUCAGACCGAGACCAGGGAGAGAAUGGGGCCGUGACGUGCACGGUUGUAGGAGAUGUCCCAUUCACGCUGAAGCCAGCUGGUGAAACGGCGCUACCGCCACUACCUGCAGACGAAGCCUUUGACAGGAAUAAGAAAAAAUACUUCUUGCAUACUUCCGCCUUGCUGGACUACGAGGCCACCAAAGAGUACAGUGUCACCAUUGUGGCAGUAGAUUCUGGCAGCCCCAGCCUGUCCAGCAACAGCUCACUGAUGGUGCGAGUGGUGGAUAUCAAUGACCAUGCCCCGGCCUUUGCCCAGAGCGUCGUGGAGGUCCACUUUGCUGAGAACAACUCGCCUGGUGAGAGGGUAGUUACUGUUUUAGCCUCAGACGCAGACAGUGGCAAGAACGCGGAGAUCGCAUAUUCCCUGGACACUGCUGGAAACGGGCCAUUCUACAUAGAUGCAAAUAAUGGAGAUAUCCGUGCCACCGGGGUUCUGGACCGCGAGCUGCGAGAGAGGUAUGAACUCAGGGUGAUUGCCAAGGACAAGGGCACACCUUCCCUGCAAGGCUCCGCGACUGUUGUCGUUCAGGUGACCGACCGCAACGACAAUGCCCCAAAGUUUGUUCAGGAAAUCUUCACAUUCUACGUGAAAGAGAACCUGGCCGCCAACAGCGCAGUCGGCAUGGUCACCGUGACUGAUGCCGACGAAGGCGAGAACGCAGAACUCAGUCUGUUCGUGGAGAUGGAUGGAGUCGAUGAGAAGAAGGCGGAGGAGACGGUGGAAGGCGAAGAUGGCGAGAAAGAGAAAGAAGAGGUGUUUUCCAUUGAGAACAACACGGGAACUAUCUACUCUUCGGCGUCGUUUGACCGAGAAAAGCUUUCCACCUACACCUUCCGUGUCCGCGCUGUGGACGGAGGGGAGCCGCGCAAAACAUCAACCGCCACGGUCUCGCUCUUUGUGACGGAUGAGAACGACAACGCCCCCUCAAUCACUUCCCCAGCAAAUGAGUCCUACACCCUCCUUCCACCUGCCAGCAGUGCCCGCACUAUCGUCAGGACCGUGACCGCCAUAGACUCCGACACCGGCCCCAAUGCAGACCUUCGCUAUGCCCUAGUGGGGGGAAAUCCCUUCCAACUGUUUGAGAUCGGCCACACCAACGGGGUGAUCACCCUGGCAGAACCUCUGGAGCGGCGCCACCGAGGCCUGCAUCGCCUGGUGGUCCGGGUCAAUGACAGCGGGGCGCCUUCCCUCUGUGCCACCGCCCUGGUUCAUGUCUUCAUCAACGAGAGCUUGGCCAACGCCACCCUAGUGGAUGUUCAGGUGGCCCGAAGUCUCAUGGCUCCACUGUCCCUGGACAUCGCAGGGGACCCGGACAGCGACCGUGCUUUAGGGAAACAGCGUCUCAGCGUAGCCAUCGGCGUCCUGGCGGGAGCCGCGGCGGUCAUCCUGGUCAUCCUGCUCGUAGUCACGGCUCGGCAGUGCGGCGCUCAGGGCAAGAAUGGCUACGAGGCCGGUAAGAAGGAGCCAGAGGAGGACUUCUUCAGUCCUCCGGGGGCUCAGCCGCAGGCCGGCCGCGGCAGGGGGUCGGACCGUGGGCGCAAACCCCGACGGGACAAGCGCAACGGAAGCGGCAGCAGCGCGGUGGUGGUAGGAGGCAAGGCGGACAGAUCCCUCUACAGCGGUAUUGUCACAGUCAACGGACUGCGUCGGCAGGCCAACGACGACGACGAGGAGGAUCUGAGCAGCGCCAGCGAGCGCCUGGCGGCCCGCUACUGCGCCAUGGAAGGCGACCCCGGCAGCCCACGGAUGGGCGGCGGCAGGAGGCACCAGUCGAGCCCGGACCUUGCCAGGCACUACAAAUCCAGCUCCCCUCUCCCCGCGGUGAACCUGCAGCCCCACUCCCCCCCAGCCGAGGGCAAGAAGCACCAAGCGGUCCAGGACCUGCCGCCCUCCAACACCUUUGUGGGCAGCGGGGGCUGCGUGGGGAGCGCCGGCUCCAGCAGCAGCAGCAGCGGGGGCAGUGGCAACGCGGACGCCAUGUCCCUGGGAUCUGACCAGUGCUCGGACUAUGGCUGCCAGACUGGGAACAAGUACAGCAAACAGGGAACCCUUCGCCGGGUGACCUUCUCCGUAGUCAGCCAGCCCCAGGACGCCGGCUGCUACGACAGCGGCCUGGAGGACUCGGAGACGCCGAGCAGCAAGAGCUCGUCGGGGCCGCGGAUCGGAGCGCUGCCGCUGCCGGAGGAGGGCUAUGAGCGGACCACACCAGAGGGCAGCGUGGGGGAUGAGGAGCACGUGGAGAACGAUGCCAGACAGCUGCCAGAUGUAGCCCUAACAGGAAAGUGCACCAGGGAGUGUGAUGAGUUCGGCCACUCUGACACCUGUUGGAUGCCCGUCCACCCUUCGCCUCGCCAGCGCCACGGCAGCGACCCCCCACGGCUCUCCACCUUCGCCCCCGGUGACGACAAUAACAACCUCCACGGCAACGACCACGAAAGCGACAGCGAGAGCGCCGGCAGCGCGGGGAGCUCGGAGCCCGGGGUGGUCGGCGGCGGAGAAGGUCAGAGGUUACCCUUGGCCAACGGGGAUCCUCUCGGCACCCUGGGGGGAGGAGACCGCAACAGGAACAUGGGCGACCACAACCGCAACCUCCUGAACCGCAAGAUGACCUCGGCGUCCUACGACACGUUCAGCAGCGCAGGCUUCGGGAGGCGCCAGCAAGACGAGGAAGGAGGAGAAGGCCAGAACCCGGCCGAGGUCAUACCUCUGACGCGCACCGGAGGGGACUACAAGACCACGUCCUGCCUCACGCUGUCACGCCGAGAGGUCUACCUGUGACGGCUAGGCGAUUGAAGCGAUCACUCCCUUUUCUGAAAGAAAAAACAAAACAGGGAGGGUUAAGACUUUACUGUCAUCAGUUUGGAAGGCCUUUUAAACCUGCGAAGAUGUGAAAAUGUCAGGAAAAGAUCUUUUCCAAAAGCUGUACAUCAAAUUGGAUUUUGGAUUCUGACUACUAUUUAUAGGCACCUAAACUUAAGCAAGCGAUGAAUCAACUCUUCGGAGAGCUCUGACCAGGAGUACUUUCUAAAAAAAAAAAAAAGCAUUUUUUAACUACUAUUGAAAGUUGCCCGCAGGCGAUGAUCCCAUUACGUCCUUGUGGGGGAGGAUGACUUCAUCACUUCUUCUUUUUACCUGAAUCCAGUGCAUGCCUGGCCCUCUGCCACACAGGGGGUCCGUGUGAAGAAGAGAGAGGAUGAGACUGAGUGAAUCCUGAUGCUAUAAAUGUCUCGGUGCAUGUGGAAAACUUUCACCGGGGCUCCAGCGGGCAAGAUUUGGACUCAACUGGCGAAUCAUCUUGCUGAAAAAAAACCACCGAGGUCUUAUCAUGUCAAAAACAGAUGAAGGAGAAGUAACGGGUCUUUGAUUGAGUUCCGUGGAUCUAAUCCAAACCAAGCAAACGUUCUAAUGACUAAACACAACGCGGGGGGGAUAUUAACCAAUCAAACUGCUGAUCCCCGCGAGAAUCUCAACGAGUCAUAAACAAAGUAGUAAGAGUAUGGCGACUGUACAGCUACACGGUAAUGAGAAGAAAAAAAAGUGCUGAUCUCUAAAAUCAGGUAUCUUUAAAAACAUUCAAAACAAACUGCAACGACGUGAAAAGACUUUCUUUUUUUCUUGCAGUAAUCAAAUGUAACCACUCAAAACACAAGGUGCUCAUAGAGCGUCAGUAGUGCCACAGAGUUCCGGCGUGUGUGAAAAUACGUGUGCUAUCAUUUUUGCCUCCACACCCAGUCUGUAUGUAUAUGUAUGUAUAUAUCGUACGUGUGUAUUUGAUAAGACGGCAGGUUUGUACUCUCUCUGCUGCUGUCCACCGUUUCCAUGGGGGACUGAGGACGCCUGCCGCGUACCCUACAGGGUUCCUGUAUCACAAAUGUUCUUUCAAACGCACAUGCACACACGUAUACACACAUGCAUCACACUUAACACACACACACACAUACACACACAUCUGAGCAUGUAAACACAAAGUGGUACAGUUGCAUUUACAGAAUGUGAACAUGCAUAGGGCCACAAUUUAUGACAUGAUCUGGUGGCAGUGUAUCAUAAAUUAUAUAAUAACUUGCAUUAACUUUCGUACAGGAAACAUUAAGCACACACACACAGUAUUAAAACAUACAUAGAGACACAAACCCAUAUUACGAUGUGCGCAAGUCAUACGCACUAUGUGUGUAUGUGCUCUUAAUCAUACUUUUUUAACAUAUUGCCUCUCAUUGAACUAGCUGUAGCAUUUUGCCUGCUCCUCCCUGCCCCCACCCCCCACCCCUUCAGACAGUAUUUAAACAUGAAAUGUAUUUAAAUAAUUACUCAUCUCUCUGACUGACGUGCUGGGCGACAUUAAAAGGGAAUUUCAGACAUGUCAUCUACUGUAUGUAACGAUAGACAAUGCAGGAACAUGAGAUGUUCUGCAUACUGUAAGUAGGACUCAUAGAAAAACCAAAUUUCUGUAAGGAAAAAAAAAGGACUCUGCAUGAACGAAAGAAAUGCUGACUUUGUUUCUCUCUUUUUUUAAACCACGCGCCUUUUUUGGAUACCACGCCUAUUUGGAUACAUUCGUAUUACACGUGUGUGUGUGUGUGUGCGCUCACGUGGGGGAAGUGUAGAUAAUGAUGGCGGCGAGGGAGUUAGCUUCAGUGGAUUAAACUGUUCCCACUCGAUCGUGGUGCGAGUUUGGUGGUAACCUUUCUCUCAGUCUCCAUGAACAAAAGAAAACACAACGCAGUGGGAGCUGCGGAGAUCCGCCGCACCCCUUUUUCACCACACAGUGCCGACCCGAACUCGCCCACGCCAAUCUGCACAGAUAACAGAACUUGCCCUUCACAGCAGCUACCGCACGAAUCCAGACACACACUCUCUCCGCUGCGCCGGGGCCGAAAGAGCGUCUGUGGAUUGAGGCCGGCGCAUCUUAAUUCCCAUCAUCAGUGUGUGGUUCUGUGGUGCGAUAGGGAUAAUAGGGUUAGGUCGUCCCUGCGGUCUUAAUGAGUUCCCUUUCUCCUCUCCUCUCCUUUCCUUGAUCUGCGCUGAUCUCAUUAACGUCUGGAUCGGUGAAUGUAACACCGCUGGAAAUUGCCAGUAAAGCGUGUCUUCAUUUUUUUUUCUGGUUGUUUCGGAUCCGAUGAGGCGGAGGAGACGCGCUCGUUAAGGACAUGUUGGUGGAUCCUUGUAGAGCGUGUAGUUAGUCAGACAGGAGAGCAACACUCAGGUAAGAUGUGUAACUACACUGUUCACUCAACGGUUGGAAAGUAGUGAGUCCUGUACAUUACUUUUACAACCGGCGUCGUCCUGAGAGGUGGGUGUGCUCCUUGCGCGUGGUUACACGUUGUAUAUCUGUAUAUACCUUCAACUUGACAACUAUGUGACCGACUCCCUUUAGCUCGUUUUAGGCCACUGAUGUACUUACUCCCUAAGCCUUCAUUACCCCCAAAUCCCCAACACGGCUGUUUACUGAGCUCUGCUGUUGAUGGACUGUGAGGAUGUAAAUAACUCAACGCAUGGAGUUAAUCUGUUCGUGGACGGUUCAAGUUGGAAAAAAAAGGGAUUGGUGAAAACAAUCAUCCUGCGGGGCUCGUACACUGAAAGAAGGAAGGACACGUGCUCUUUCUCUGCGAGAAAGAGUUGGGACGAGUGUGUGUACUAUUCAAAGAACUGAAUGUCCAGCUUGUGAGUUUUGGAAAGAGACUCUUGACUCAGCCUUGCUUUCUCCUCGAUUUCUUCAAACUGCCUGUUUUAUGGCAGUUCUAUUGCGGCACCUUUCAAACCCUCCCAUCACCGGUUUGAGGGAACUUGAGCUGUACAUGAAUCGGUGUGGGUGUGUACCUGUUUUUCUUUCAUUUUUUAUACUGCACGUUUAAACAUGAAUAUCUUUCAGUCUAUCGCAAAACAGAGAGGGGAGACGGACAGAGAAGAGCGUGACGUCUGAGAACUAUCACCCACUAAUCGAGACAUUUUUAAAAACAGACACUCCAGCGCACAUCAUGUCCCUGUCAUCCCCCUUGUGCUGUUACUCUUAUAGCCAUGUACAGAUAAAACUACACUGUAGAACAGACAACUGGAACCCAUAACAGACAAUGGCAUGCCUAAGGUCUUCAAAUCUGCACUUGAGAAAAAAAAGAGACAAAAAAAACCAACAACUGUUAUUUUUAUUUUCCUCUACUUUGUUUUUCUUUUCUUAUGGGGCUGGCUCUGUUUUUUGCUGCUCCCUUCCUGUAAUUACGUAAUGAACUAAUUGCAUUUGCUAUGACGAGUAAGAGGAGGAGCUGUCGAAGAAUGGUUUGGUAUGAAGAUGAAUCAUGUAAAAGUUUGACUUUGACAUUAAAAACUUCAAACACU
Anarrhichthys ocellatus (wolf-eel) is the source of this 8789-nucleotide messenger RNA. RefSeq names its product protocadherin 7a (gene pcdh7a). The transcript has 5 exons. Gene Ontology annotation, molecular function: calcium ion binding. NCBI's taxonomy places the organism in Eukaryota, Metazoa, Chordata, Actinopteri, Perciformes, Anarhichadidae. Gene Ontology annotation, cellular component: plasma membrane. Bases 1125 to 5240 code for a protein of 1371 amino acids. The record is from RefSeq and is a predicted model, not a curated record. Gene Ontology annotation, biological process: homophilic cell-cell adhesion.